Aaosphaeria arxii CBS 175.79 is the source of this 931-nucleotide messenger RNA. Its product is annotated as SFT2-domain-containing protein. The coding region runs from base 176 to 826 and encodes 216 amino acids. Lineage: Eukaryota; Fungi; Ascomycota; Dothideomycetes; Pleosporales. The transcript has 5 exons. Gene Ontology annotation, cellular component: membrane. The record is from RefSeq and is a predicted model, not a curated record. Gene Ontology annotation, biological process: vesicle-mediated transport.
UGGAUAUCCUGCGUCGCCUGCUGCGGCUCUCCAGAAGCUUUCCUGCUACCUUCCGGCUUCUUGCUCUUCGGCCAUAGUCCAUCUUUGCGGCACCAAACAGGCUUUCUCACCUACCCUGUGGACCAUCCUUACCCCGUGGCCUCAGAUAUCACCCACGUCCAUUAGCACAUCCAGUAUGGCGUCCGCCUCUUUCCGGGACUCGAUGAACUCGCUGGGAUGGAGUAGAAGGGACGCGGAGGUCCCCGUGAACACCUCGUCUCCCACCAUUCUGGGCCGACUUCAAAACAUGAACCCGUUUGGUUCGGGUGGCUAUGUCAGGCUUCCCACCACUGAGAAUCCCGGUGCUCCCCUACCGGCACCAACGCGGAGAGAAGAGGAAGAAGGGUGGUUUGCGCUUAGCCGGUGGGAUCGACUCCUCGUCUUUGGCGGCCUGCUUGUGUCCGCUUUAGCCAUGUUCGCAGUGUGCUUUGCGUUAAUGUUUACACCUGUUUUCAUCGUGAAGCCCAGGAAGUUCAGCAUCUUGUGGACGAUGGGCUCUGUCCUUUUCCUCUUAGCCUUUGCUGUUUUGAACGGUCCUAUACAAUAUGUCCAACAUCUCAUUUCUGGCCCAAGGCUGCCAUUUACGGCAGCUUAUUUUGGCAGUAUAGCUCUCACUCUGUAUUGUUCCCUUGGGCUCCACAGUACGAUCCUAACUUUUCUGGCGUCGCUCGUGCAGCUGAUUGCUCUUGUCUGGUAUCUUGUAUCAUAUUUCCCCAUGGGAUCAACAGGUUUACGGUUUGCUGCGCGCUUUGGUGGAAACCGUGUCUCCGCCUGGAUGAACGAUUAGGCAACGUCUCGCGAGACAAAGCACUGCAUCUUCACCGUGGAAGAGAGACCUGCGAUGGAUGGUGGUGGCUAUAUUCCUAUAGGUGUGGGCGACGCGUUACGCGUC